Arabidopsis lyrata subsp. lyrata is the source of this 779-nucleotide messenger RNA. Its product is annotated as meiosis-specific protein ASY2-like. Bases 1 to 582 code for a protein of 193 amino acids. The record is from RefSeq and is a predicted model, not a curated record. NCBI's taxonomy places the organism in Eukaryota, Viridiplantae, Streptophyta, Magnoliopsida, Brassicales, Brassicaceae. The transcript has a single exon.
AUGGCUCCGAAGCGAAGCAGGAAGAUCCAGAAUGAGACUCAUAUCAUGGAAGGCGAGUUCGGGAAGUAUUUUUCUUCGAAUCUCGACAAUAAAAAGCUGGCUCUGCUGAAAGGUGCCUGCCAGAUCCCUCGUCGAGUGUCCUUGAUUACUCCAGGUCCGACAGAUUCUCCGGAGUCUCCACCUACCGGUCACACUUGCGCUUUUGAAAUUUUCUUUUCGGAAUGCGGGCUAUCUUUUCCGCUUCCCGGCCUUUUAGUCGAAUUGAUGCACGAGUUCGGAAUCGCACUUCCUCAACUAUGUCCAAAUGUAGUUAGGACCGUCCUGUGCCUCCAGACCCUCGCAGAGGAAAAUGGAUACCGUAUCACGCUAUCCGACGUACUCCAUCUUUAUACAGUAAAGAAGGGGCGAACUCCGGGGACGUUUUUCCUCAGUCCUCGGAGUAAAUUCAGAGUCUUCGGGGAUUUUCCCGAAAAGGACGAGCAAUGGAGAAAGUCCUACUUCUUCUUCGCUGUAGACGAAUUUUCUUAUGGUCCAAACACGGCUUAUUUCGUUCGUGAAUGGACUCGUCGUCCCGGUAGAUAGCUCCUUAGGUUUUUCACUGCUUUUCACUCGUCUUUUUUUUCCUUUCUAAUCCGUCAAUGUUUUUGCUUUUGCAGCUAAACCUCCGAAGAAAACGCUUUCUCAUACUUUUGCGGGACAAUUCGUAAAGAUUUGCAAUAGCAGCGACCUGUCGUGGGAAUUGUUCACUUGCGAACGCAUCCGGAGUUCGUGUGCUCGAA